This is a messenger RNA of Papilio machaon (common yellow swallowtail), 954 nucleotides long. Its product is annotated as ubiquitin-conjugating enzyme E2 T. NCBI's taxonomy places the organism in Eukaryota, Metazoa, Arthropoda, Insecta, Lepidoptera, Papilionidae. Bases 50 to 529 code for a protein of 159 amino acids. The transcript is spliced from 2 exons. The record is from RefSeq and is a predicted model, not a curated record.
UAGUUUUGUAAUAAUAAACAAGAGGCAUUUAUUUUUUAAAAUUCUUAAUAUGUCAAAUGCACGUUCUGCUCGACUAGCACGUGAAAUUAAGAAUUUUGAAACGAAAUCUCCUUGGGGAAUUAAGUGUUCUCCUGAAAAAGAGGAUGUUUACGAUGUUCUAACAGUAAAUAUGCAAGGUCCAAAGGGAUCGCCUUAUGAGAAGGGUAUGUUUAAACUUAUUGUCGACAUACCUAAACGAUAUCCAUUCGAACCUCCUCGGGUAAAGUUUGUUACGCCAAUUUAUCAUCCAAACAUUGAUAAAGAAGGCAGAAUAUGUAUGGACUUGUUGAAAAUGCCACCGAAUGGGGCCUGGGUGCCAACCAUUACCUUGGAGAACUUACUAAUCUCCUUACAAACAUUAAUGGCAAAUCCCAAUCCGCACGAUCCACUUAUGAUGGAUAUUGCAAAUGAAUACAAAAUAGAUAUAGAAAAGUUCAAUGAAAACGCAAGAAGAUGUACUGAAAAAUAUGCUACUGGUAAACAGAUGUAACUCUGAAUGAAUCUUCAAACAUUUUUGUCUUAUCUUGCAUUCAAAUAUCUUGGCAGAGCAUAGCACAUGUUGGGCAGAACUCAAUUUAGCUGACAGGAGGCAUACUGUGCUGUUGAUGACCUUGAGUCAUCAAAAAGAUUAAUACCUAAACUGGGUUAAAUCUAUUUACUUCAAAUUAUGCAGAAGUGUUGCUUAAAUUUAACUAAUGAAGAAUGGAAUGCUUAGAUAUAAAUUUUUCCCCUUACUAUGUGAUUCCUACAUCAAAUUCCCAUCCCCUUCCCAUUCUUUCCUUAUAAGAAAAGGGAAGAUGAUUAAUAUUAGGUCUCCGGCACUAUAGUCACACCUGUCUGUUGUAUGUUCAUGGUAUUUCAAUGGGUGAGCGGGCUUAUUCAUGCAACAACUGUUGACACUAGUGUCUACCACUG